Tinamus guttatus (white-throated tinamou) is the source of this 936-nucleotide messenger RNA. The record is from RefSeq and is a predicted model, not a curated record. NCBI's taxonomy places the organism in Eukaryota, Metazoa, Chordata, Aves, Tinamiformes, Tinamidae.
AUGACGGGACGCCGCUCUGCCGGGGGCAUCGCCCUUUGCCUGCUGCCGUGGAGCUGCCUCAGCGUGGCCUGUGGCGACGCUGCCGCCGCAUCGCCCAGCGCGGGGCCGGUGCUGCCUGGAGCCGCUGCCAACGGGACCUCGGGGCACAGCAACGGUUCAGCCGAGUGCACGGCCCUCGUCCCGCCGCGCUACGGAUCCUACGACGUGGAGAGGGGCUCUGGCAGCUCGCUGGGCUCUGUCGUCGCUUACUGGUGCCAGGAGGGCUACCAGCUGGUAGGCAGCGAGAGGCUGGUGUGCCUGCGUCGGGACGGCGUCUCCGCCUGGAGCCACCACCCGCCCCACUGCGAGGCCGUCCCCCGUCCCCACGACAAGGGCUUCCGCGUGGCCGUGGUGGCCUCGCUCGUCAGCGGCGCCAUCAUCCUGGCGCUGUCCGUCUCCUUCGCCGUGUGCUGCUGGCGGGACAGGACGCUGAGGAGCUGCGCCCUGCGGCACGAGGCCGCCCGGGGGCCGCAGCUUGGCAGGAAACGCCGAGGAGGAAGGCAACAUGACCCUGCAGCCCCUGAGCGGGGGAAGAUCGCUUUUGGGAGGCUAACACACUACCACCGACGGGACUACCACCUCUCAGCCCUCUCCAGCUCGGUGUUCCCAGGCGCGUUUGCAGGGUGCAAUAAUCCAGCCUUCCAGAGGAGCCCGGAAAGCUUUCCCAAGCCGCCCGCGCAGAGCUGGCACGCGGAGGCGCCGGCCUUCCCACAGGCCGUGCCGCAUCCAGGCGCCCCGCGCUCCGGGCCCGCGUACGCCCAGCUGCUCCACACGCCAAGCACCGGCCUCCUGUCCGCGACGCCAGGCCGCGCCGACCUCCCCAGGGACCUGCUGCCCCUCUACUACAGGGGCCACGAGGAUCAUAAGCUCUUAAACAAGCUGCAGAGGCCAGUUUGA